Molecule: messenger RNA, 2163 nt
Organism: Kickxella alabastrina
Lineage: Eukaryota; Fungi; Kickxellomycota; Kickxellomycetes; Kickxellales; Kickxellaceae
Exons: 2
Coding region: 89-1972 (627 amino acids)
Source: RefSeq, a predicted model, not a curated record
CUUCACUGAAGUUUGCUUAAUUCCUCUCUUCCAUUCCACUCCACUAUUAAUUUAUUUUUUAUUUAUCGCUCAAUGAUUUGAAUUCAAAAUGGGUCUUAGAGAAAAGGCCGACUACAAUUUGCAAACUGUGUCUCUGGCAUGCGCGGUAGUUGUCAUACUAGUACUCUGUGCCGCUCGGCAAUACACAAGCGACUGGCGAGAGCGGCGUCUGUUCAAGCGGCAGCUGGCUAAAACACAGAAAAAACUGUUGCACGCUUCAGAAGACAACCACGAGCAAGAGCUGCUCCGGCGAAGGAGAAGACAUAUCAUAGCACACAGCGAUUACGAGAGCACAUCGGCCAUAGACAGUGAAGACAGCGGGGACAGCGAGGACGAACAGCUGGACCAGCGUGAGUUGCAGGGCCAGCAGGCAAACGUCAAACGAAGGCGGUGGAAGCGCUUUGUAGCUGCGAUUCCGCUGAUGCCCCUGGCCACAGCCUACAUCGUACUCAGACUAGGCUGGGACGUCUUUGAGCUAUUGGUGUUCUGCGUCAUUGACAUGGCGCGAGACACCGCGACAAACUCGCUACUCAUAGCACAGGCACUGGUCACACAUGCCCUUGAUUACAGCUCAAAGCUGGCAGAGCGGCUCGAGCUCGGACGUCGUACGCAAGCGGCUGUAAUUUCAGUCAUCGAGCACACGGUCAUAUGGCUGUUCAACGUGGCUUUCCCAGCAAUUGGAGACGCAAUCACUCAGUGCGGCCAGUGGGCGGUGCAGUUCGUUACUUGUCCUGCGCGGCCUGGCCCUGGACUGCGCUCAUCAGUCGAUGCGCUGGCAUCUGCGUACGCACGCGCUGUUUGGCUGGGCGGCCGGGCCAUCGAGGCAGUGCGCGUUCUAGGGACAGAUCUCAUGCGCGAUGUUCGAAUUGUUUUUGGCUGGACACGAAUUGGCUUGCGGUGGGUGGUCAGCAGAGAGCGCUGGUGGCUCAACCCUGCGCUUUGGCGUGCAGCAGCGGCAUGGGUUGCCCCGGCACUUGCUUGGCUGCAGUGGGCCUAUGUGUUGGCUGUUGGCCGCGCGAUUCCAUGGUGCGCUGAUGCGCUUGCCAAUACUCUGUGUGCAGCUUACUUUAACGCCCUGCUACCCUUUGUGCAAUGGUGCACUGCUGCAGCCGACUGGCUAGUGCAAACCGCAAGCGGGGGCUUUGUGCUUGUGCUUGGUGCGCUGCAGGCCGGCUACGCGAAAUGUGUGCGCCUUGCGGUAUUCGUAGCCAACAUCUGCGGAAGACUGCAAACCCCACUCGUUCGAUUCGUCGGUUUGACUUGGCAGCUUCUGGUGAAAUACCGGCUGAUGCUGCUUUGCGGAUGGAUGGCCCUGCUUGAGGCAGUGCGCAGGCAAUCUUGGAUCUUUACUGCCUGUCUUACUGCAUAUUCACAUGUCAGAAACACCGUGCUGCUUCCAGCCAUCCGAGCAACGGCUGUUUCAGGCAGGUUUUUGUGGCAGCAGGUGCUCGUUCCAUUCGCACUCACUCUGCACGGCUGGCUGCUGCUUUUCGUGGUUCCCCACGUCAAGAGUUUCGGAAAGUACCUGGUUGCGCGGGUACGCACGCUGCUCGCUCGACAGCGGGUCACGGCAGUGCUGGCCGCGCUCUGGCGCAGGUCCCAGAGGGUGAUUUUGCUGGAAUGGCAGGUCAUAGCAUCGAGCGCAUUCGCGGGCCAUGUCAAAACCGCCAUGGGUGAGGCUCUGCACAUCUUGAAGCGGCAGCUAGACGCGCUUGGCAUCAUGAUGUGGCCCCUGCUGCAGCGCGGCUGGAGCGACGGCGUCCAAGCAAUGGCCGACGUCUACCGACAGCUAGUAGCGAUAGUGGACUUGACGGCGGCGAUGGUUGGUGAUCUCAUUGUCGACUAUGCGCGCAGAAAUACUGUCCACACUUCCUCGACACAGAAUCACCCCGCGACAGAGGCCAAGCAUACUGUGGCAGCUACAAAAAAGUAAACAAAUAUUGGCACUGUCAGUCCAUAUUUUCUGUUUCUCUUAAUUUAUUUUUAAACUUUUGUUAGGGUCGCCAUUGGUCAUUUCCUCUCGAAUGACCCAGCUUUAACCCACUGACACCCGCCAGUUUUUUUUUUUAAAAUGGAAUACAAAUAUAGAAAGCAAAAUGUGUUACGAAAAUCUUUGCAAUGGAG